GCGUUUUCAUCGUCAUCAUCACUCUUUCUCUUUUUUUUUUUUUUCUUUCUCUCUCUCCGAUUCUCUCCCCAGUUUUCUUGCAGAUGCAUUACACCAUGAACGGUGAUUCCGAGGCGGAGAUGAUGGAUACGGACUCGAGUAAGACUUUCGUUCUUGACAAGCCCACCACCCCCAGGGAUGAUUUCCUCGCCGCCGCUCGGAGGCUCGUCGAUCAAGGCGAGCCAUCUCAAGCUCUCCAAGCGGUAGUGAUGGCAAUGAGAACCCAAGGAGGAGAUGAGGCGGUCCUUCAUAUACUCAACCGUACCCGUGAACUUUACAAGCGCCGAAUCCAAGAAACAGCUAGUAUAGAUCAGCUGGCUUCUAUAUUUGCUGAGUGCGCCAUUACAGAAGCACAGCCGCUUGGACACGAGCCAACAUCAACGGACUUAUUUGGCACCAAAGAAAGAGUUACAACAGAUGCUCGUGGCAUAUCUAUUCUGGAAAAGAGCGGGAGGUCGCAGAUCAUGCUUGAUGCCUUUGCUGACGGAAGCAGCUUUAUCUGUUUGCAAUGCGGUGGUCUGGUGAGCACCCAUAGGAGAGAUGAACACUAUGCGUACUGGUGUAGCAAUAUGUGAAACACACGGAUGCUCUUUUUUUGUUGGGCAUGACAUGAGAAGCUAAUGGUAUCUUGCUUCUUGCUUGUAAUAUCUGGGUGUUAAUUGUUGUUGUUGUUGAUCUUUGAAGGCAAUGGGAGAUGUAUAACACUUACAGAAUCUGUCUCACACAUUAGCAUCCUAGACUUGUAAUGUUUCUGAUGCUUAUCAAUAAAAGCUUCAAGAAAAGACAUUGAAUGA
Messenger RNA from Brassica oleracea var. oleracea, 833 nucleotides. RefSeq lists its product as uncharacterized. NCBI's taxonomy places the organism in Eukaryota, Viridiplantae, Streptophyta, Magnoliopsida, Brassicales, Brassicaceae. Bases 84 to 614 code for a protein of 176 amino acids. The transcript is spliced from 2 exons. The record is from RefSeq and is a predicted model, not a curated record.